This is a messenger RNA of Fusarium coffeatum, 744 nucleotides long. RefSeq lists its product as uncharacterized. The coding region runs from base 1 to 744 and encodes 247 amino acids. The transcript is spliced from 3 exons. The record is from RefSeq and is a predicted model, not a curated record. NCBI's taxonomy places the organism in Eukaryota, Fungi, Ascomycota, Sordariomycetes, Hypocreales, Nectriaceae.
AUGCAGAUUACUCUCUCCCUUCUCUGCACCGCCGCCCUGGCCGCAGCUCACGGCUACGUCGAGACAGCCACCAUUGGAGGCCAGACCUACCAAUUCUACAAUCCCUAUGCCGACCCCUACAUGAACCCUCCUCCUCAGCGCGUCUCCCGUGCAAUCCCCGGAAAUGGCCCCGUGGAGGACGUCACCUCCAUUGACAUGCAGUGCAAUGGAUACACUGCUGGAGGUAUCAAGGGCAGCCAGCCCGCUGCUCUACACGCUGAGGCUAAGGCUGGCUCAAGCGUUAACUUGAAGUGGACUAUUUGGCCUGACUCCCACGUUGGACCUGUCAUUACUUAUAUGGCCAGAUGUCCCGACUCGGGAUGUGAUAAGUGGAUGCCUGGCACUGAGAAGGUGUGGUUCAAGAUCCAGGAGGCUGGACGAGAGGGAACCAGCAACAACUGGGCUUCGUCUGUUAUCAUGAAGGCUGGCAAUAAGGGCGUCGACUACACCAUCCCCUCAUGCAUCAAGCCAGGCUACUACCUCGUCCGUCAUGAGACCAUUGCUCUUCACUCAGCUACCGGAUACCCAGGAGCUCAGUUCUACCCUGGAUGCCAUCAGCUCAAGGUUACUGGAGGUGGCAGCGCUACUCCUUCCAACCUCGUCGCAUUCCCGGGUGCUUAUGCUAGCAGCGACCCUGGUGUCACUUACAACCCCUACCAGGCUACCACUUAUAAGAUUCCCGGCCCUGCUGUGUUCAAGUGCUAG